Molecule: messenger RNA, 2790 nt
Organism: Spinacia oleracea (spinach)
Lineage: Eukaryota; Viridiplantae; Streptophyta; Magnoliopsida; Caryophyllales; Amaranthaceae
Exons: 5
Coding region: 1-2790 (929 amino acids)
Molecular function (GO): zinc ion binding; nucleic acid binding
Source: RefSeq, a predicted model, not a curated record
AUGAGUCACUCAUUCAAUGAAUGGAUGCAAUCAAUUCAUCAAUCAGCUAAUAUGGUGAGCAAUACUCGAAAUGUUGAUAUUGGUAUGAUUCCUGUACCAAUUUUACAGCAGUUUGAUGAUGUUGCGAAUGAUCAUGUUAGUAGUAUAGAUGCUUAUAGUAAUGCUGAUGAUGUUGUAAAUGAAUUGAAUACUGUAAUCACCCCUGCUAGCCAUGUUCAGAUUGAGAUUGAUGACAUACAGGAGGAGUUGGAUUUUUGGAAUUCUUCGAUCAUUUGCUAUGUUGUGGGUGCUAACCCCCCAAUUCAUGUGAUGGAAGGGUUCAUUAGAAGGAUCUGGAAAAAGUAUAAUGUGGAUAAGGUGGUGUUAGUGAAGAAGGGUGUCUUCUUAGUUCGAUUCCUCACAAUGGACAUGAGAGACAAUGUGACCUCUGGUCAUUUCUUUUUUGAUAAUAAGCCAAUGGUUGUGAAACCAUGGACUAUGGAUAUGGACAUGGAGAAGGAGGACCUCAAAUCUGUUCCUAUUUGGAUUCAGUUAAGACUGAAUUUCAAAUACUGGGGUGAAAAGUCCAUGUUCAAAAUUGUGAGUCAACUAGGUACACCAAUCAAGAGGGACUCUGCUACUGUGAGUAGAGAUAAACUCCAGUUUGCUAGGGUUUUGGUUGAUAUGCCUAUUUCUAAAUCUUUGCCUGAUCAAAUAUCUUUCAUGAAUGAACACAAUGAAUUGAUUCAGGUUCCUGUUACUUAUGAAUGGAGGCCAACUGUUUGUACUAAUUGCAAGCAAGUUGGUCAUCUGACUAUUGACUGUAGGCAUGCUAAGACUAAGAAAAUAUGGGUGCAGAAGAAACAACAGCCACUAAUUCCAAAACCAGCAGUGAUUGUGCCUGAACCAGAUGUAGAUCAGGAGGGUUUCCAAAGAACUCUUAGGCCAAUAAGGGUCAGACCUACUAGUCUAGCUCCUGUUUCAGUUGCAAACCACUUUCAGAGUUUGGAUGAAGAUGAACACAGUGUCUGUAGUACUGCAGUUGGACUCCUAGAGCAUAAGGUUAAGCUGGCCAAUUUAGGGAAGCUUUACCAAAGGAUUUUCUCAAACUGGUGUUUCACCAAUAAUGCUAGUUACCAUAAAGGAGGGAGAAUAAUUGUUGCCUGGAAUCCUGGAAGUUUCUCUGUGAACAUUCAGGCUGUUACCAGUCAGCUCAUUCAUUAUUUUGUUCAACCAGUGAGUGGUAAUUCUGGAUUUUUCUGUACUUUCAUUUAUGCUUUUAAUGAUAGUCAUAGCAGGGUAGAAUUGUGGAAGGAUUUGAAAAUUCUGAAUACUCAAGAGCCUUGGAUCUUGUGUGGAGAAUUUAAUUGUGUUAUGAACAUGGAAGACAUGAUAGGUUCUCUUGUUAGACACACUGAAAUUGUUGACAUGUGUGAGUGUAUGCAGCACUGUGAAAUGGAAGAUAUUAAAAGUGUAGGCAACUUUUACACUUGGAAUAAUAAACAGCAGGGUGCAUCCAGAGUGUUUUCUAAGCUAGAUAGGGUGAUGGAAAAUCCUAAAUGGCAAAGUAUCUAUGUUUCUGCUGAGUCUAUCCCAGGAACACAUGAGGGAAAAAGCCCUUCAAAUACUUUACUAUGUGGAAAACUACUUCUCAAUUUAGGAGUAUUAUACAAGCUCAAUGGGAUAGUCAAGUGCAGGGAAUUGAACAAGAUUGGUUUCAAUGAUAUUCAAGCUGCUGAUCUUCAGGCAUACAAUGCCAUGCUAGAAGCACAGAAUGUUAUACACCAACAUACAGAUGAUCUUUCUUUGGCUGAUGCAGAAUUACAAGUUGUUCAGGAUUACAAGAUCAAACAUCAAGCUUAUGUAGAUUUUUUGAGACAAAAGUCUAAAGCUGCUUGGAUUAAAGAUGGUGAUGAAAACACCUCUCUUUUUCACCAAAGCAUCAAGGCUAGGAAUAGUCAGAAUCAAGUUUACAGUAUUUUUGAUAUGAAUGGAGAUUGGAAGGAUAACCCUGCUGAUGUGUCACAAGCUUUCUUGGAUUAUUACACUGCAUUAUUGGGUACCACUCAUUCUAAUAGGAAGUCUGUGUUGAGCCAUGUGGUUCAAACAGGCCCUUUGGUUACUGAAGCUCACAAAGCUAUUCUCAAUGCCCCUUAUACUGCUGAUGAAGUGAAAGAAGCCCUUUUUUCAAUUCCUGGCAGAAAGGCACCAGGUCCAGAUGGGUUUGGAGCUUAUUUUUAUAAGGAUACUUGGAGCAUAGUAGGAGAUGAAGUUACAGCUGUUGUCCUUGAUGUUCUGCAACAUGGCAAGCUACUGAAAGAGCUCAAUCACACAGUCAUAACUCUCAUUCCCAAGACCAAGUGUCCCAAGAAUGAAAUGAUGUACCAGUUGGGCUUUCCAGGUGAUUUUGUGGAUCUUGUCAUGAAAUGUGUAACCACUCCAAAAUUUUCCUUAAUGCCAAAUGGCACAAUGCAUGGAUUCUUCAAGUCUAAAAGAGGAUUAAGACAGGGAGAUCCUAUCUCUCCUCUCCUGUUUGUUCUAUGUAUGGAAUAUCUUUCCAGAAUCCUUCACAAAAUGAGUGAGCAUCAUUUAUUCCAGUUCCAUCCUAGAUGCCAAGGUAUUAAACUCACCCAUUUGUGCUUUGCUGAUGAUCUCAUUAUGUGUAGCAAAGGUGAUUUUCCAUCUGUUUAUCUCAUGCUGCAAGCUUUUAAGCUAAGCUCUUUUCUGAUUCUACUGGUCUUCUUGCAAACAAGCACAAAUCUGUUCUCUACUGUUGUGGUAUGCCUGAGAGUGAUUGUGCCAGAAUUGUGA